Molecule: messenger RNA, 2416 nt
Organism: Cyprinus carpio (common carp)
Lineage: Eukaryota; Metazoa; Chordata; Actinopteri; Cypriniformes; Cyprinidae
Exons: 9
Coding region: 362-1816 (484 amino acids)
Cellular component (GO): cytoplasm
Source: RefSeq, a predicted model, not a curated record
UGUUUUUAUCGUUCAAAUAAUUAAAUGAAGCAAGCUCUGGUUUUAUUCUCGUGGUGGUUGUCUUAAAAGAUUCAGAUCUUUAAAGCUGGCACAGAUCUGCAGCGAACAGACGUCUCUGUGACAUCCUCCGCUGUAAACACACAUCUGUCUGACCUUUCUGAAUGUCACUCUGUCUGGCUUGUAUUCCUCCACAGUGUCUCAGAGAGAAGUGCGAGUUUCCUCUUACCCCCGUGUUUCAGCUUCUGGCCUCUGUCUGCUGAGGUUCAAGUGGGUCAGUCAACAACAAGUGUGUCAGUUGUGACGCUUAGAAGAACUAUAACAGACGCGUGAGAGGCUGAGGACAGUCUUAAUCUUCAGCAACAUGACACUCAAAUCACACUGCACACAUCAGCGCACACCAACAGGAUCUCUAUGGAGCAGCGGACACUGCAAAAGACAGUACAGCUCUAAAUCUCAGCAGCACAACUACCUCACAAGAACACAUCCGAUGGAGCAGAGGAGGCCCAAACCUCACAGGUUCCACUCCUGCCUGAUGUUUCGCUUAAAGGAGCGUGUGAGGAUGGACCACGGCCAGCCCGAAGGAGACGUCCAGGAAAGCACUGAGAGCAGGCUGAGGGAACUGGCACUCAAGUGGUUUACAGAGACCCAGGCACCUCUGAUUCUCCACAACGGCAACUUCCCAGAAUGGUUCCAAGGAUUUAUCAGCAGAAAGGAUGCAGAGGAGCAUCUGAGAGACAAGGAACUUGGCUGUUUCCUCAUUCGGCUCAGUGAUAAAGCCACUGGAUACAUUCUGUCAUACAAAGGUCGUGAUCGAUGUCGGCACUUUGUCAUCAACCAGAGUAAAGACGGGCGUUUUAUUGUGACGGGCGACACAGAGAUGCAUGAUACUCUCACCAGCCUCAUCGAAUAUUACAAGACCAGACCCAUUGAGCCAUUUGGAGAAUAUCUGACACUCUCAUGUUUUGAGUCAUCCAUAAGCGAGCUCUAUGAUGUGAUUCAUUUUGACCUGAGAGAGAAGCCAGGAGUAAAUGUUAAAGCUGCGAAGGAUAUUUGGGACGAUCAGUGCAAAAAACCCCACGAGACACUGCAGCCUCCUGCCCUGCCGCCCAAAGGACACAGAAACACACCCGCAGUGCCGCCAGUGCCAAGAAAAGGCCCUCUUCUGAAAGCCGCCUCCUUAGAAGCAAAGCACAGCCCAGAAAACGUGCUGUACACACUGAUAGACCUGCAGAAGCCCAAAGAAAGAGCCAGAACGCCCACAGAGGGCAAAGACAUUUCACUUACAGCUUCCCGAGGGGAACCCCGAGCCCUGAGGCUACAGAAAGUUUCUGCCGCACACCAAGGAACCAUUUACUCUGAGCUCUUAGUGCCGAACUGCAGAAGCCAAUCCCUGCAUUUCCUGGAUGCAGACAGUGAAGAAGAAGGACACUUUAAUAGAAGAAGCAAACCGCAAAUGUCUUCCCACAUGCAGAGAGAACAACUCACCAAUCCAGGUUUGGAAAUACUGUGCAAUUCAUCGGUUUAUCAGUUAGCCGGAACACAUGGCAACCGAAACACAAGAACGUCAAAGGUCAACGUACAGGAAAGAGAUGUUAUGUAUGCCGAGGUGCCUCUUGAACCCGUUCCAAAUCACUUCCUGGUUGACGACACGUAUGAGCAGAUUCCCGAUUCACGGCCUACAGCGAGAGCAGAGGAGACAUCACACACUAACACUUACGAAACGCUAACAGACUUGAAACCCAAGCAGAUUUUAUCUGCCAAGCCCCUUAAGACUGAGAAAUGGAAAUGGCACUCCCCCAAAUACUGGAAAAAAUAACCUCUUCAGAUGAACAUCAUCACUGACGUGAAUCAUAACAUUACACUAAUGAAGAACAGUCGUUAACAAACAUGCAUGUACUUCCGUCCACUGAAGCUACUUCUGAUUAUUGAAUACUAGAAUAGUGCAGCUAUAUUUUUCACUGGAUUUUUGUAUGUCUAUUUGUGAAACUUUUAUUUGUUACUUUUAAAAUACUCUUAUGUGUUACAAGAAUAUUUAUUAACUUAAUAAAAAUAUAUAUAUAUUGUGUCUUGAUGUCAACGACAAGCUAGAAUCACAGAAGUGUGUUGGAAAUGUUCAGGAAUUUGUAUAUGAUGUGUAAUAAAAUAAUGAUAUUUUGCCACUCUAAGGGUUUUUGAGGAUUUGUAAGUUCUCAUAUUUUCUUGAUAUAAAACACUAUUAUGCCUACUGCACAACAAUUCUUGUUUCAUCUCAACUUUAUUGACCAUGAAUUAUUAAUACACAGAUUGGGAAUGAAGCUGUUAAACUUUACAGUCUUCAGAAUGACCGAACCUGCCGGCAACAGAGACCAUCUGUGAAGGUGCACAUCUGUCUUUUGAGAUUCAGUACAACUUUUGGAACCAUUAAAACAAAUGAUGU